Molecule: messenger RNA, 4572 nt
Organism: Dromaius novaehollandiae (emu)
Lineage: Eukaryota; Metazoa; Chordata; Aves; Casuariiformes; Dromaiidae
Gene: AP3M2
Product: adaptor related protein complex 3 subunit mu 2
Exons: 10
Coding region: 1744-3000 (418 amino acids)
Biological process (GO): intracellular protein transport; endocytosis
Cellular component (GO): cytoplasmic vesicle; clathrin adaptor complex
Source: RefSeq, a predicted model, not a curated record
GAGAAGGUGCAAAGCAGUAGUUACCCCUGCGUGUGCUUAGAGGCUGCUCUAUGUUUCGGUAUCUUUGUAAAGUAGUUUGCUUAACUUUCUGACGUUAUCUCUAAUAUAACAUACUCUUUUGAGACACAUUCCAGUUUGUAGUGUAAAAAUAUGUUGCCAGAACAUUAGCUAUUCUACACUGAAAUAACUUGGGACCUAGUUACAUAUUUUGUCUUGGUUGUGCGAUAGGCUCCGCAAAGCUGGCUGUUUGUCACUGAAGUCAGUGUGUGUUUGGACCCAAAGGCUCACCUUCUUUGGUUAGUUCAUAGAACAGAGUGAUUGUCUGCUGUUUUGAGCGUAUAUUAUAUUGAUCGAGCAUGUGUCAAAAGUAGACAGAAAUUCACAAACUAUAACUCUUUAAAUUAGAGCAUUGUCUCCUACAUAAUACUCAAUUAAAAUAAUCUUAUUUGGUUAUUCAUACUGUAUGGUUAUGUUUUGUGUGCAAGUCUUUAGCCUUUCUUUCUAGCUCUGUUUUAGUUCUGCACAUGCACAUUAGAAAGGCAAUUUUCACCACUGACUUAGAGAAGUAUUGUGUAAAAUUUCAUGUUAGCUUCCCUUUUUAGAAAAGAAGAGUCUUAAACAUUUUGGAGACAGAAUUGAUAAACUUGUUUAGUGAGAAAUUCCUUUGUUGAGCAAGAGGAACUCUUUUGACAUUUUAACACAAUAGAUUUUUCAGUAAGAAAGUAAUUGUUUUCAGUCACUUAUUGCUUGAACCGUUUGGGUAGCAAUUGACUUUGAAGUGCUACUGUACUAGAUUCCGUACAACUAGUUCUGUUUCUGCCCUGUAGACAGGAGGGGUCUGGCCUUGCCUUUCCAGAGUUGGCUUCUCGCUACAAAUUCCUCUCUCCUCCCUGUUCCCAAGCCUUCAAAGUUCAGUGCUGCAUGGCUUCUAGGACCUUAAAUUAGGAGGCUGCGAUGCUAAAUUCAUAAAAGCUCAUGAGGAUAUAAAUGUAACUUACACAGAAGACAAUCACAGGCUGACAGUUAAAUCAUCAGAAUUCCUGCAUAUGGCAAACUACAGAUGUAGUGGUGACUCUGCGGUGAAAAAAACAGAACAGUGGAGCGGAAAGCAUUUGGCUGGCUGCUCCUCACUAUAGAAGCUGGGUUCCUAAACGUGCUUCACGGACCGUACUGAUAUGUUCACCACAGAAAAGGUAAAGACACGCUGAGGUGACAAGUUCUGGUAACGGUGCAUCCAGUGCAGUUCAGCCUGAUCAGCUGGAGCAGGAGUUGGAAGGCGCAGAGCCGAGGCGGGUCCUCCCGCGACAGCCCCCCCGGGGCGCGGGGCGGAUGACGUGUGCUGCUCCUGGGCGGGGCGGCGGAGUUCCGGCAGCUCGGGCUCGGGCUCGGCCCGCCCCUUCCGGCAGCUCGGCCUCAGCUGGUGGGGCGUUGCUGGGCGCGCGCUCGGGCCUGUCUCGAGCCCGGGCUGGCAGCGUCUCCCAUCGAAGCUGAGAGUGGUGUUCCGCUUGCAUGCGUCAUCAUCCGCGCGCCUCUCCUCGGCCUAUCGGAAGCCUCUGUUAGUGGGUCACCCAAUCAGAGUGCUCGCUGCCAACUCCCGCCCCCAGAGGGCUGGGGAAGUUUUUCCGCGCUGCCAGGGCGCGCGCGCGCUGUGGGGUUGGGCUUGCAGCGGCCGGGGCGCGGGUGCGGGCUUUGGUUGCCGCCGCUCCCGUUUCGCCCGCAGCAGCCGCCGCCGCCGCUUCCGCCAUGAUCCACAGCCUGUUCCUGAUCAACGCCUCGGGGGACAUCUUCCUGGAGAAGCACUGGAAGAGCGUCGUCAGCCGCUCAGUCUGCGACUAUUUCUUCGAGGCGCAGGAGAGGGCCUCGGAGGCGGAGAACGUGCCGCCGGUGAUCCCCACGCCGCACCACUACCUCCUCAGCGUCUACCGCCACAAGAUCUUCUUCGUGGCCGUCAUCCAGAGCGAGGUGCCGCCACUCUUCGUCAUCGAGUUCUUGCACCGCGUCGUCGACACCUUCCAGGAUUAUUUCGGUGUCUGUUCAGAGGUGAUGAUCAAGGACAAUGUUGUGGUGGUUUAUGAGGUGCUGGAGGAAAUGCUGGACAAUGGCUUUCCAUUGGCAACGGAAUCUAAUAUUCUCAAGGAGCUGAUAAAACCUCCUACUAUCCUGCGAACAGUUGUCAACACCAUUACAGGAAGUACAAAUGUGGGUGACCAGCUCCCUACUGGACAGCUAUCAGUGGUGCCUUGGAGGCGUACUGGUGUGAAAUAUACCAACAAUGAAGCAUAUUUUGAUGUGAUUGAGGAGAUAGAUGCAAUCAUUGACAAAUCAGGUUCCACAAUUACUGCUGAAAUCCAAGGGGUUAUUGAUGCUUGCGUCAAGCUGACUGGGAUGCCAGACCUUACCCUUUCCUUUAUGAAUCCCCGACUGUUGGAUGAUGUCAGUUUUCAUCCAUGUGUACGUUUUAAGCGCUGGGAAUCAGAGCGAAUACUCUCCUUCAUUCCACCUGAUGGAAAUUUUCGCUUGCUUUCCUACCAUGUCAGUGCUCAGAAUCUUGUGGCAAUUCCUGUCUAUGUUAAACACAACAUCAGCUUCCGUGAUGGCAGCUCAUUGGGACGCUUUGAGAUCACUGUGGGGCCGAAGCAGACUAUGGGGAAGACGAUAGAGGGAGUGAUGGUCGCUAGCCAGAUGCCAAAAGGUGUCUUAAACAUGAGCCUCACACCAUCACAGGGAACACAUAUCUUUGAUCCAGUUACAAAGUUGCUCUCAUGGGAUGUUGGGAAAAUAAACCCCCAGAAGCUGCCAAGUUUGAAAGGGACCAUGAGCCUGCAAGCUGGGGCAUCCAAACCUGACGAGAACCCCACCAUUAACUUGCAGUUUAAAAUUCAGCAGCUGGCUAUAUCUGGACUGAAGGUGAAUCGCUUGGACAUGUAUGGGGAGAAGUACAAGCCCUUCAAGGGGAUAAAAUACAUGACUAAGGCUGGCAAGUUCCAAGUCCGAACCUAGAGGAGCCCGAUAGUGAGAGCGCUUUCCUGUUUCUCCUAUCCCUAGCUGUUGGAUGCAGCCUCUCCCCACCAUCACGCAUUUAGGAUUGCCCCCUUACCUGUACUAGCCUCUGCUGGAGAGCCAAUGCUUGGGGUGCUGGGGAGCAGCAAAAAGCAGGGGUUACCUGAAACCAUCUCAUCCCUAACUGCAUCUGAACUACUGAGAGCAAUGGCAGAUGGGAGAUGUAUUCAGGUCCCUUGGGAUUAGUGAGUCAGAUAUGUAAGCCCGUAUCACCUUCACCUUGCUGUCUUGCAGUAAAACCCUAGAAUUUCCUUUAUUUGUAUCUCCUGUUCCUCGUUUUGGUUGACUUUUAUCCUGUUGCAGAUGACAAAGUUGUAUUUCCAUAAAGCUCAACUCCAGUGUGAUGGUGUGGCAUCUGCUCUUCUCCCUCACUGGGUGUUUGGAGAGCUAUAGUUAUUGCAGGCAGAGAGGUCAGCUGGCCAUUCUGCCUCAAAGAGCCUGAAGAAGUGGAAAGGUAGAUUGUCCUACCCAGAAUGGGAAGUUAAGUCUGAGUUUGUGUGUGGUGCCAUGGAGGGGGGAGGGGAAGAAAUGAAUGUCUGGAGAUUUCAGAAACCCUCUUUGUCAUUAAAUAACUUGAAUUAAGUAUCUCUGGGGACAGACUGGAAACUCAUUAAAAUCUUAGUAUGGUGUCCUAUGAAGAGCUGGCGGAAGCACAGAUUAUCUUGUAACUGAUGGGCGAUGAUCUCUGAAUGCAACUCUCUCUCUCUUAUUUUUUGCUUGAUAUUUGGAAGUAGGGUUUCUCAUAGCUUCUUUGGGGGGUCAGGGAAGAGCCAGAGGCUGUGUGAGAACAUGUGUGGAAUCAUAGCACUCUGAAAACUGAAGCUGAGGCAGCUGAAUGAGGUGGAUGAUUGCAAUCCUAGUAACUUGUCAGAACCUCUUUUUGCCUCUGCCUGCCUAUUAGGAAUGAAGGUGAUGCUGCCGUUCUUCUGCUCACUGAUGUCUUUAUAUGAGAUAAUUGUGUCCUGGUACCUAUGUGGUGUGUUUGACUGUCCUACCUCAUUCCAGUUCCUAUCUCAAUCAGCUGCUGUGCAGAUGAAUUCUAGCCUACGCUGGGUUUUUCUCUGGGGCCAUCUCUUCUGUAGGAGAUGCUGCUGCAUCUGCCCAUCUCAGUCUAUGCUACAUCUCUCUAUACAGCAUAAAUAUGAAAUGAAAGGCAUGUGCGCUGUUCCAUAUUGUCUGUAAUGUGCUCUUUGGCCACUAGAUGCCAAUGUGUUUAUUUCUGCGGUAGCAGAACCUGUCCAUAAGCUGCUGUGCAUGGGACUACAGCAUCUGUGAGGUGGCUGUGGAGUCCAGCAUGUGUAGUUUGUGCUUGCGAACUGAACAACAUGAAGGAUAAUACAUAUUCUGUUUUGUGUGUGAUGGAUAUCUGCAGCGGGUGAGUGGCCUCUCAUCUCUGUAAUUGCAGGUUCCAGUGCAACUUACGAAUGCUACUGCAGGUGGCCUUAGUGCUGAGUGUGUUCAGUGCAAAUAUAACCUUUGACCAGGGCAUCAAUAAAAUUCAUUUUUACUUGU